CGAAAAAAAAAAACAAAAAAAAAAAAGAAAAUUUUUAGACAAUUUUGUAAAGAAAAAUGAUAGCGCCUUUUAUGCAAGGAUUUCUUUUACUCGGUAUCGUUUAUUGGUAUUCGAAGGGCAUUUUUAAUCUUAUCAACGACUAUUAUCGUACAGAGUUUAAUCGUCAAUUAAAAAGCGAACAAACAGAGAAGCCACCGGAUGGCAACUAUGAAACGCCAAUCAAUUAUCAAUUAGUUGAUAUAGAGGAUUUAUUAAGAAUUAAUGCUGCUAAUAUUAGCGAAACCAUGGAAGUUGUAACAAAUUUUGAACAAACCCUAAUAGAUAUUAAUCGCUUCUGCUUAAAACGUAAUGAUAUAGACGAAUUUUUAGAUAUCAUAUGGAAAGCUAGCGAUUUAUUCGAAACUAAGAAGCUAUCAACAUCGACAUGCUGGUCAAAUGAAAAUAACACCUGAUAUUAUUUUAGAGUGUUUUAUUUAAAAAAAUUUAAUAAUAUAUAUAAUUUGUUUUAAUUUAAAAAAAAAAAAAAAAAAAAACAACAACAGUGGAAAUAUUGGCUGUAAGUAUCGAACCUGCAUUCAUGAAUUCAUUUUAAUUACUCUAUAUGUUAAGCAACAACGUUAAAGGCUUGAUGUGUGUGCUGCUUAAGACUCCCGGUUCAAAUCACAGUUUUUUCUGUUAUUUUUUUUUUUUUUUUUUAGUGUAAAUUAAGAAGUUUAAAAAUAUUCUUCAAGAAAUUCAAGUGUAAGUUAUUUUUGAAGGGAGCAGUAAACUCUGUUGCCUUUGUGCAAAUUAACUUUACCAAUCAAGCUCCAUUAAUCUAUGUCAAUGAAAUAUUUGCCCUAGGUUUAAUUUCAAGAGAUGUUGUUGAAAUACUAUAUAUAAUAUUUUCGGAGAUAUUGAUUGAAUUUGAGUGCUAAAAAUCCCUAUCCUUUGGUUGAUUGUUGGUGGUUACUAUCGUUCUACAACUUGAAGACUUCUCCCCCUGGCUCUAUUGCGGGGAUCACACACCCGCCUCUACUGCAAGCCAACGUUAGAAGCUUUUCUUUAAAGCCAGAUUCCUCUCCUGCUUGUCUGUUAUGCUUGUUAUGUAUUAUGCUGUUAGUCCUUUGCGAUCAUGGUUUUCGAAGAGCAUUAUUCAAAAAAAAGUAAGGACACCUCUAUAUAUAUAUAUCUAUUUAUUUAUUGUUUGUAAAUAAAUUCACAAAAUAUGGAUUUAAAGGUUGCUGGAAAACUUAGCUCACGGGCUCGCCUAUAUUGAAAACUCUACCGCACUUGAGAUUUGAACCCGCGACCAAUGACUCGUUAGUCUAUGUGUAAGUAUAUACAUAUAUAUUUGUAUAUAUAUGUAUUUAUUUUUUUUUUUUAUAACUAUCUAUCAAUCAAAGGACGUCCUCUCCGUAGAGGUCAAGUCAAAGAUUUCACUACCAGAUCUCAAGCAUUUUAAAUUUUUACAGAUUUUUACAAACUGUUUGUGAAUUUGAUCUUAAGAAAACAAAACAUACUCCUCCUUCUUGUCUUUUCUUUAUUAAACAUUGAGUUUAUUACGGAAAAUAUAAAUGUUUUAUUUUUUAACUCUACUGCUAAUAGUACAAUACUUUCUUUAUAAAGUUUUGUGUAAUAAAUUUCAUAAUGUCUUUUCCAUGCCUUCGUUAAGUUUCAUUUUUUCAUUAUUCAAAAUUCAAUGA
Molecule: messenger RNA, 1685 nt
Organism: Glossina fuscipes
Lineage: Eukaryota; Metazoa; Arthropoda; Insecta; Diptera; Glossinidae
Gene: Xport-B
Exons: 1
Coding region: 57-452 (131 amino acids)
Source: RefSeq, a predicted model, not a curated record